AUGGUUGCAAAGCAAAAAAUCAUAAAGGACUCCACUGUGAUCAGAUAUGCUUCCGAAACACCUUUUUCGGGAGUAAAGAAAGAGAAGAAAAAAGAAUUCAAUAAAAAUGUUCACAGUAAAAAACAUUACAAAAGAUUAAAGGAUGAAGAGAUUAUUGCCAAAGAGCAAAGAUUACUUCUAACAGAAGAAGCUGGUUAUCUUGAAGCAGAAGGUCUAGAAAAAACAUACAAUUUCACUCAAAAGGAGAUCAAAGAAAACGUCGAUGUUGGAACUGCAAAUAAAGCCUUCGCCUUGAAACUAAAUGAAUUUGGGCCAUAUACUUUGGAUUAUACAACCAAUGGUAGAAAAUUGUUGAUUGGUGGAAAGAAAGGACAUGUAGCCUCUAUGGACUGGCGACAGGGGACUCUAGAUUGUGAGUUACAUCUAAAUGAGACCGUAAAUGCAGUGAAAUACUUUCAUAAUGAACAAUAUUUUGCAGUAGCUCAAAAGAAGUAUACUUUUGUGUAUAAUAAAGAAGGUGUUGAAUUGCACAGAUUAAGCCAGCAUAUAGAAGCAACCAGUUUAGAUUUCUUGCCUUACCACUUUCUUUUGGUAUCUGCUGGUAAUACCGGAUUUCUCAAAUACCACGACGUUUCCACUGGUGAAAUGGUUUCAGAAUUUAGAACAAAAUUAGGACCAACAGUUUCGAUGAGACAAAACCCCUGGAAUGCUGUAAUAAAUCUUGGGCAUGCUAAUGGUCAGGUCACUUUAUGGAUUCCCAAUUCUUCAACUCCAGUUGCAAAACUUCAAGUCUGUCGAGGUCCUGUAAGAUCUCUUGCUGUAUCUAGAGAUGGUAGAUAUAUGGCAUGCUCUGGUGCCGAUAAAAGUUUGAAAAUAUGGGAUAUAAGGAAGCUAUCCAACUUGAAAGAAAUGGAAUCAUACUACACUCCAACUCCUGCAAAUUCUUUAGAUAUAUCAGACACUGGCCUCUUGAGUAUAGGAUGGGGUCCUCAUGUAACUGUCUGGAAGGACAUACUCAAAACUCGUCAAAAAUCUCCAUAUAUGAAUCAUUUAAUUCCUGGCUCUCAAAUUCAAACAGUUAGAUAUGUUCCAUUCGAAGAUAUUCUUGGAGUGGGUCAUAAUGAUGGUAUAUCCUCCUUGAUCAUACCUGGCUCUGGUGAAGCCAACUUUGAUGCAUUGGAAGCUAAUCCAUAUGAAACAUCAGAACAGCGUAAAGAUAAAGAAGUAACUUCUUUGUUGAAUAAACUAUCUCCAGAUUUAAUUGCUUACGAUCCUUUCAGUCUUGGUCUUGUUGGUAAGAAGGCUAGAGAUACCAUAAAACUUAAAAAGGACUAUUUGGCUAAACUAACUGGCGAAACAGCUAAAAAAGAAGGCCAACCAGAAGCUAAGAAAGAGUCAAGAGGAAGAAUCUCAGCUGUGCGUCGUCACUUGCGUAAAAAGAAUAAUAAUGUUAUUGAUCAACGUAGAGUUCGUUUGGAAAGAAACUUGAAAAGAGAAAAAGAAUUGCGUCAAAAGAAAUUGGAAUCGAAGAAUGUUGAAGAAGAAACUGACCUAUUUGCUCCUGCAUUUUCAAGAUUUAAGUAA
Ascoidea rubescens DSM 1968 is the source of this 1584-nucleotide messenger RNA. It is a transcript of the gene UTP7, whose product is annotated as Utp7p. Gene Ontology annotation, molecular function: protein binding. Gene Ontology annotation, biological process: maturation of SSU-rRNA from tricistronic rRNA transcript (SSU-rRNA, 5.8S rRNA, LSU-rRNA). NCBI's taxonomy places the organism in Eukaryota, Fungi, Ascomycota, Saccharomycetes, Ascoideales, Ascoideaceae. The transcript has a single exon. The coding region runs from base 1 to 1584 and encodes 527 amino acids. Gene Ontology annotation, cellular component: small-subunit processome; nucleolus; 90S preribosome. The record is from RefSeq and is a predicted model, not a curated record.